This is a messenger RNA of Condylostylus longicornis, 871 nucleotides long. Its product is annotated as band 7 protein AGAP004871. Lineage: Eukaryota; Metazoa; Arthropoda; Insecta; Diptera; Dolichopodidae. Bases 78 to 809 code for a protein of 243 amino acids. The record is from RefSeq and is a predicted model, not a curated record. Gene Ontology annotation, cellular component: plasma membrane. The transcript has 8 exons.
AGAAAACCCCAAUUUUGACAAGUCUUCUUUUGGAAAGCUACUCAUAUUUUUUAUCAUGGUUUUUGGUAGUCGUAACGAUGCCACUUAGUUUAUUUAUUUGUUUUAAGGUUGUUCAAGAAUAUGAAAGAGCAGUAAUAUUUAGGUUAGGACGACUAAUGCAAGGUGGAGCUAAGGGCCCUGGUAUUUUUUUUAUUUUACCUUGUAUUGAUGCAUAUGCAAGAGUAGAUUUAAGGACACGAACGUAUGACGUUCCACCGCAAGAGGUACUUACAAAAGACAGUGUUACAGUUUCAGUAGAUGCAGUGGUUUAUUACAGAGUCUCUAAUGCAACAAUUUCAAUAGCAAAUGUUGAAAAUGCCCAUCAUUCAACACGUUUACUUGCACAAACUACGCUCAGAAAUACGAUGGGAACCCGCCAUUUGCAUGAAAUAUUAAGCGAAAGAAUGACUAUAUCUGGAGCUAUGCAAAUUCAGUUAGAUGAAGCAACAGAAGCUUGGGGAAUCAAAGUCGAGCGAGUGGAAAUAAAAGAUGUGAGACUACCAGUUCAACUACAAAGAGCAAUGGCAGCUGAAGCUGAAGCUGCUAGAGAGGCUCGCGCAAAAGUGAUCGCGGCGGAAGGAGAACAAAAAGCCUCCAGAGCUUUGAGAGAAGCUUCUGAAGUAAUAGGAGAUUCACCAGCGGCUCUUCAGUUACGAUACCUGCAGACACUUAAUACCAUAUCAGCUGAAAAGAACUCUACGAUUGUAUUCCCAUUGCCAAUUGAUUUGAUUAUGUAUUUUAUGAAGCUUCAUCCUAAUUCAGAGAAGUAAAGGUUAAAAAUUAGCGCGUCUUUCAGAAUGUUGGAAAAAUAUUUGACUUCUUCACAUGCAAG